UUGCUUCCUUUUUUAAGAAUUAUAUUUUAUACCAUUAGCUAAUAAUAAAAUAAAGAUUCAAAGUAACUCCUCAAUGAACGGGUUCGUAAAUACUCCAUUAAUUUGAGGAACAAUUUAAUACCAUGAUACCAUUCUAAUCUUUGACUCAAAGGUUCUAAUGAUAUUGUACAUGUUAGAUGAAUCGUUACCGGAUGUGAAAAGUUUCUUUAAAACAAUAAUCGAACUCAGAGAGCUCUACGUUCUUUAAUUAGAUAUAAAAAAAUGGAUAUCAUUGUUAAAACAAUUCUAAACUAUAAAUGCAACCGCACGAGAACUCUGUUUCAGAGGUUAUACAAACGAUCGUACUACACCAGCAAGAGCAAUUACUCGAUUUUUAACAAUGAAUUUCGAGGCUGUCCAGGAAGAUAUUUUUUAUCGAGUAAUAGACACAAGAGCAGUGCAGUUAAUGAACCCUGUAGGCAGAAUAUAGAGAAAUGCGAGAUCACGAUACCUGAACAUAAAAUCAUACAUAGCUACUUGCAAAACUCGAAGUAUUAUGACAAUACAAUCAUGUCGCCGAUAAGAGCAACGGCGACAGUUACAUCCGAAGAAAUCGAGGAGCUGUACAAUAAACAAUGGCACAAUCAAUCUGUGCAAGACAUAAUGAAUGACAUGAAGAAACUAACGUACUGCCAUUUAUGCGGCUCGCGUUUCGAGAAAUCGCUCGUCGAUUCCAUACUGCAGGCUCUCACCCCAAAGCUUUCGGAAUUGGAUAGCGACCAGAUUAAAACACUGAUGCAACAUUUAGUCGCGUUAAAAGAUGUAAUAGAGAGAGAUUAUAUUUCUAGAAGGUUUUUCAAGGCGUUGGACAAGGAAUGUAUCAAACAUUUCUUCAAGUCAAACGUUCAGGAAAUGUUAUUGAUAGUAGACGCAUUUUAUCAGCUUCAGCGUCACGAGUCUGAUUACUUGUGGCGUGCAAUAAGGAAGCUAGGCAGUAAAUAUUACAAACUAUCUGGGAAAGAGCUGGUUCAGUUGUUAUUUGUUAUAAAUAUACCUAUUGGACCACUGGAGAUAAACAUGUUUGAAAUCGAAUGUCGCCUGGAAGACUGUAUUGAAGACCUUACUGGAGAUGAGAUAGGUAUAAUAGCAAGAGGCUUCUUCUUACAAAAAAGGAGCAUUAGAAACAGGAACUUAAUGUCAGCUAUGUUGAAAAAGCUUACUACAUGUCUCAAUCACAUGGACAGCAGUAACGUUGCGUCAGUUAUGAAGAUUCUAAGAUAUAGUGAAACUCUGUACUGUAUGCUUGAAAUUCAACAAUUAUUGAAAGCGUUACAUCCAGAAAUACCGAGAGUAUCGUUGAGAUGUUUAACUCACAUAAUGCAUGCGUUGGGAGGUAUACGCAUAUACGACGAAGAGUUGAUAAACAGCAUCCUAGACAGGGUAAUAAAUGAGAUGAAACAAGCGAGAUUGAAAGACAUUGAAAGGAUCAUAUAUGGUAUAUGUGCAGUGACACCCUUCACGAAUUAUUACACCGACGUGUGUCACAGGCUUAUCAAUGAAAUAAUGAUGAGCUAUAAAACGUAUAGGAUGCACGAGAUUAACACGUAUCAAGUAUGUUUCGUACGUAUUCUGAGCUUCUUGACAAUUAAGAACUUGUACGUGCCGGAAUUGAUCCAAUUUGCGUUCGAGCCUUCGUUUGUACAAAAAACGUACAAGAGUAAUCUACGGUUGUUGACCAACGAAUAUUUAAUUUUACACUGCUCGAUUAAGAUCGAGUUGCCUUACUACACUGGACCGCUGUUGUCAGAGAAGCUGUACGAAUAUUUGACCAAGAAAUUUAGCUAUUACGACGACGUAUACAGGAAAGACAACAACGUAAAAUUGAGGACUGAAAUCGUAUUUAUAUGCAAGAACAAACUGGGAUUGAAUGUGAGCGUAGACUACAUUUUACCGCAUUAUGCAAAUAAAGAUAUCAUUUUGGGUCUCGACGAGCAUGACAAUCCUGUCGACGUUGAACCCAUUCUAUCAGCAAUGCCUCCGGCUUCGAUUAAAAGUAUAAAUAGCAAUGAGUUGCAAAGAAUCAAAUGGAAGAUCAUACUGGCAGUACCUAACAUAGUAAACGUGAUGGGUCACGAUGGAUACAUCGGGAAUGUGCACAGAAAAUACAGGCAGCUUAAAACUAUUGGCUACACGCCGAUCGUGAUUGCUGAAGAUAAAUGGAACUACCUCUCUCAGGAGAAUGAAAAAGAGAAUUAUUUGAGGCAAUUGAUUUUCGAAGAGACUAGUCACAAUUUAUCGAAGACGUAACGUGUUUGGUUUAGAAAAAUAAAUUGCCGUGAAGGAAUAAGAUAUUCAAUGAA
Messenger RNA from Ceratina calcarata, 2339 nucleotides. RefSeq lists its product as uncharacterized. Lineage: Eukaryota; Metazoa; Arthropoda; Insecta; Hymenoptera; Apidae. The transcript is spliced from 6 exons. The coding region runs from base 262 to 2286 and encodes 674 amino acids. The record is from RefSeq and is a predicted model, not a curated record.